ACUCUUAUCCUCAAAAUUCAUAAACUCAAAAAAUGUCGAUCAACAAAUCAAACAUCAUCAUCACAACUCGCGAAGUCUGGGCAAAUAAUCUCGAAUCAGAAUUCGAACUAAUCAGCUCAAUCAUCGACGAUUACCCAUUCAUCUCAAUGGACACUGAGUUCCCCGGUGUGAUUUUCAAAUCCGAUCUCCGAUUUACAAACCCUUCUGAUCUCUACAGUCUUCUUAAAUCCAACGUCGACGCGUUAGCCUUAAUCCAAGUCGGUUUAACUCUCUCCGACUCCGACGGUAACCUCCCGGGCCAAGGACGGGAGAGGUUCAUCUGGGAGUUUAAUUUCAAAGACUUCGACGUGGCGCGUGACGCACACGCGCCUGAUUCGGUCGAGUUGCUUCGUCGGCAAGGUAUCGAUUUCGAGAGGAACCGUCGCGACGGGGUUUGUUCGGAGAGGUUCGCGGAGCUGAUGAUGUCUUCGGGGCUUGUUUGUAACGAGGAUGUGAGCUGGGUGACGUUUCAUAGCGCGUACGAUUUCGGUUACUUGAUGAAGAUUCUCACGCGCCGGGAGUUGCCCGGAGCGUUGGGUGAGUUUAAGCGCGUGAUGAGAGUUUUGUUUGGUGAGCGCGUGUAUGAUGUGAAGCAUAUGAUGAAGUUUUGUGAGAGGAGGUUGUAUGGCGGUUUAGACCGGGUUGCUAGGACGCUUGAUGUUAACCGGGCGGUUGGGAAAUGUCAUCAAGCCGGUUCGGAUAGUUUGCUUACGUGGCAUGCGUUUCAGAGGAUGAGAGAUUUGUAUUUUGUUCAAGAUGGACCGGAGAAGCAUGCUGGGGUUUUGUAUGGGCUUGAGGUCUUUUAAGGGGUUUAAUUAUUGAUUUUUAUUUUUUUCAAAUUUAAUUGAUUAACUCAAUUAAUCAUUGUAGCUAAAUGUUAUUUGGAAAGAAGAAAUAUAUAAAGAUAAAUAUCAGUCGAAAUUCUUGAACCUUA
Messenger RNA from Capsella rubella, 973 nucleotides. RefSeq names its product probable CCR4-associated factor 1 homolog 9. Gene Ontology annotation, molecular function: poly(A)-specific ribonuclease activity; nucleic acid binding. Bases 33 to 845 code for a protein of 270 amino acids. NCBI's taxonomy places the organism in Eukaryota, Viridiplantae, Streptophyta, Magnoliopsida, Brassicales, Brassicaceae. The record is from RefSeq and is a predicted model, not a curated record. The transcript has a single exon. Gene Ontology annotation, cellular component: P-body; CCR4-NOT complex; CCR4-NOT core complex.